UUCCUGCGCAUUCGCCGUCCCGGCAUGCCGUGCGUUAUCUCGCGUUGUCUGCGCAGCCUGUCGCGAGAUUUGGCCCUAUAAGCCCGCAUGAGGCGGCCCGGCAGGCCUCUUUUUUUUCCCUUUUCCCAAGAUGGCGCCGAAGGCCAAGAAGGAGGCUGUCCCUGCUAAGACUGAGGCAAAAUCCAAGGCUCUGAAGGCUAAAAAGGCCGUAUUGAAAGGAGUCCACAGUCACAAGAAGAAGAAAAUCAGGACGUCUCCCACCUUCAGGAGGCCCAAAACUUUACGAUUACGGAGACAGCCCAAAUAUCCCAGGAAGAGUGCUCCUCUAGUACAGGAGGCCCCCGACUUGCAACACGAUUGGUUCCUGGGGAAACGUCGCAAACUUGAUCACUAUGCUAUUAUCAAGUUCCCUCUGACCACGGAGUCAGCCAUGAAGAAGAUCGAGGAUAACAACACCCUGGUCUUCAUUGUUGAUGUCAAGGCCAACAAACACCAGAUCAAACAGGCUGUCAAGAAACUGUAUGAUAUUGAUGUGGCCAAGGUCAAUACGUUGAUCCGGCCGGAUGGUGAGAAGAAGGCUUAUGUGCGACUUGCACCAGACUACGAUGCACUGGAUGUAGCCAACAAGAUUGGAAUCAUCUAAACGCAUCCACCAAGAGCUGGGCAGAUGAGAGAAUAAAUUUUGUAAAACCA
This is a messenger RNA of Pelodiscus sinensis (Chinese soft-shelled turtle), 693 nucleotides long. The record is from RefSeq and is a predicted model, not a curated record. NCBI's taxonomy places the organism in Eukaryota, Metazoa, Chordata, Testudines, Trionychidae.